CCGGUCUGAACCAAUGCAUCGCCCACUGAACACUAUGAAGAUGUUUUCGACAAUCUCGGGAGAAAAGAGUUAAUGUUUUGGUCAUGUUUUUGUGUGGUUUUGGUUUCCCGCCAUCGCGACCUCUGAAGUCCACACUUCAAAGAGCGCUCGUUUUGAAAAGAGGACCAGGAAGGAUGCAACAAGUGUGAGGCUCACUGGGAUGUGACAUCUUUUAGGAUUUGGGUUGUGAAAACAAAGAAAAUACAGGCCGUGUAACAAUGAGCUGGAGUUUCCUGACUCGGCUGCUGGAGGAAAUCCACAACCACUCCACGUUUGUGGGCAAGAUCUGGCUCACCGUCCUCAUCGUCUUCCGCAUUGUGCUGACGGCCGUCGGAGGCGAGUCUAUCUACUACGACGAGCAGAGCAAGUUUGUGUGCAACACGGCCCAGCCAGGCUGCGAGAACAUCUGCUACGACUCCUUCGCGCCGCUCUCGCACGUGCGCUUCUGGGUCUUCCAGAUCAUCCUGGUGGCCACGCCCUCGCUCUUGUACCUGGGCUACGCCGUCAACAAGAUCGCCCAGGCCGAGGAGCAGGCGGACUGUGACGGAGCGAGCGGUUUGUCCCGCAGGAAAGCCAAGAAGCACUGCCUUGCUGACAGGAAGCGGCAUAGUCGGACCAAAGUGCCGCAGGAUGACGAAGAAGAAGAAGAAGACCCCAUGAUCUAUGAGGUGGCGGAGCUGGAGAGCGACGGCGGCGAUGCUGUAAAAGCAAGAACAAAGGCACGCCAUGAUGGGCGCCGGCACAUCAAAAAGGAUGGUCUGAUGCGUAUUUACAUCUUUCAGCUUAUAGCGCGCUCCGUCCUGGAGGUGGCCUUCCUGGGUGUACAGUACAAGCUUUACGGCUUUGCAGUGCCAACCACCUACAUGUGUUCAGUCCUCCCAUGCCCCCACAAUGUGGACUGCUUCAUAUCACGGCCCACCGAGAAGACCAUCUUCCUCCUCAUUAUGUACACCGUCUCCUUGCUUUGUCUGGUUCUCAAUAUAUGGGAGAUGCUUCAUCUGGGCAUCGCUACCAUCUGGGAGAUUCUGCGCUCCCGUCACAGGAACACGUGCGACGAGGAGGUCUUUGGAUUGUCAAGAGGACUGGGCCUGCUCAACACAGACGAAUACAACAGCUACCCUUCCUCCUGGAACGCACCGUCAGCCCCGCCGGGCUACAACAUCGCUAUCAAGCCUCCCAUGGUGUACACGCGGCCUCAUGACCAGCCACUCCCUACCACCCACCUCGGUAAAAAAGAGACACCGUGCCAGCAGAACGCCGCCAACGUGGCCCAAGCGAAGCGGCAGCGGUACGUCAACGGUGAAGACGAGCCGGCCGAUGCCCCCGAAGGUACCCACGGGAAGGACACCCGGCCACAGCCCCGGCAGGAAACUGACAGUCAAGCCGACACGCUGCAGCAAACCCACAGUAACAACCAGCGCAAAUCCCCGCGUGAACACUGGCAGGCCUCCAAACAUGCAUCCUCCAAGGCAAACAGAGGCGGCAGCAGCAGCAGCAGCAGCACCAACGGAAGCUUCAAAUACGGCGAAAUAAAAGACUCCGAAUGGAUUUGACUCACAUUUAAUGCAAAAAGAAAAUUGAUUUUCAUACUUGUAGUUCUAGUAAGAGUUUUCCAUGCCGAAGUGCCUUGUUUGGUAAAUGUGCGACGUAGUGUUGAGCAGUCAGGUGCACGCCUGGCUCAGGGAGAAGGACGCCCCUGGGAUUGUACCAACUAGUCCUUUCAACAAAUUCUGCAAUACACUUUAUGCAAUUAUUUACAUUGCAAUGCCUUGAACAUAACUGCUGUGUGUGUGUGUGUGUGUGUUCUUGUAUUUCUACCCUUCUUGAGACAUCAACAAGGAAAAGUACCGUCCAUAUGAGGACCGGUGAACAAGUUAGGAUCAUCAUGGUCCCAAUUUGGAAAACCAUUGCAUCUAAUAGAGAAUGUCUCAUUUGUACCCCUGCUGGUGAAAGCUAUCCAAAUUAGGGUGGUCCCAAAAAGGAGGGAUUUUUCAAACUGACUGUGUCGGUUUUAAAAGUGCCCCCCCCCCCCCCUCCUCCUCUGGUCAACAUAUAAAAUAACAAGUGUGUGUAAAAAUGUAAAGUGCUCCCCCUCUGGCCAACAUAUGUAAUAACAAGUGUGUGUAAGAAAUUAAAUUGCGCCCCCUUUGGCCAAAAUUUAUUUAAAAAAAAUGUAUAUAGAGACAUACUGUAAUAACUUGAAGUAAAUAAUGAAGAUUAUAAAACAAUUACAAACAAAACAAAAAAAUAAUUAACUAAAAGCUUACCUUUUUUAUAUUUGCAUAGUAUGUAUAUAUUAUUAAUGUUGUAAAAACAAUUAUUUAUAUGUCUAGAAAGGGUGGUCCUAAAGAGGUAGGCAUUUUUCGGAGGUCCCAAGAAGGUAAGAAAUGCAAGAAUGUGUGUCAGAAUAGAAGAAUAUUACACCUGUUCUAUUGCCCAACCAUAUUUAAUUGGUGGCAAAAACAAAUGUUUUAAACGUGUACUGUACAAUGUAAAUUGUCAUUUUUUUUCUCAUAAUGUUGACUUGUUAGCAGUCAGGCAGUGGAAUAGCAGGAUGUUUCCCUUAAACUACCAAAUACAAAUGUGUCUUUAUAGUGUUUCAUCUGUACAAAGCACUUUAUUUCUAUUAACUGUUGAGACGCUUAAGAAAUAUAAAUGUUAACUGUGUUUUUACCUUUUCAGCCUACAUAACCAUUUCUUGUGUCAGUAUUCAGAGUAACAUUGCCCC
Messenger RNA from Nerophis lumbriciformis (worm pipefish), 2767 nucleotides. Its product is annotated as gap junction gamma-1 protein-like. Gene Ontology annotation, cellular component: connexin complex. Lineage: Eukaryota; Metazoa; Chordata; Actinopteri; Syngnathiformes; Syngnathidae. Gene Ontology annotation, biological process: cell-cell signaling. The record is from RefSeq and is a predicted model, not a curated record. Gene Ontology annotation, molecular function: gap junction channel activity.